AUCUAUGUCAUAUACACAUUUUUCUUUUUAAUUCACUAAAGUUCAAUAUAUCAACAUGGGAAUAGAUUCACAGAAUAAAAAGCAUGAGUAUCCCAAUCACACGUCAACUAAAUCUUUAUUUUACUCCCUAUUACAAAAACCCCUCAAGAACAACCUCUUCCCCCAAUUCAUUGAGGAAAAGAAAUUCGAUGUCUGUGUCUGUAUCUUCUUCAACAUUGGAAUCUGGAUCAAGCCCCAGAAUUACAAAAUGGGUUUCAAAAGAUUUCACUAACUCCAUUCUUUCCGAGCUCAAAUUACAGAGAGGCAUCGCUCUUCCACUCAUCGCUAUGAACUUAACAUGGUUUGUAAAGAUAGCCAUAACCACCGCUUUCCUUGGCCGUCUCGGCGACCUUCCAUUAGCCGCUGGAACACUCGGUUUCACCUUCGCUAACGUCACUGGGUUCUCUGUUUUGAACGGUCUCUGUUGUGCCAUGGAACCCAUCUGCGGCCAAGCCUUCGGCGCUAAGAAUUUCAAACUCCUCCACAAAACUCUCCUCAUGUCUAUCUUCCUUUUACUCCUCGCUACACUCCCAAUUUCAUUCCUCUGGCUCAACGUCGACUCAAUUUUGAUCCAUUUCGGUCAACAAAAGGACAUUUCACUCGCUGCUAAAACCUAUCUCCUCUACCUCCUCCCUGAUUUGGUAAUCACUUCCUUCCUCUGCCCAUUGAAAUCCUAUCUCAGUUCACAAACCGAAACGCUUCCGAUCAUGUUAUCCUCUGCUCUAGCUCUGGCUCUUCAUGUACCCGUCAACAUUUUUCUCGCUAAAUCCAAAGGCUUAACUGGGGUUUCAAUGGCGAUUUGGUUAACUGAUUUUGUAGCAAUGAUUUCACUAGCGAUUUACGUUUGGUUGAAACAGAGUAGGAGUAAUGAUGAAGAAGAAGGUGGAUGGUUCGAUCAAACGGUUCAGGAUUGGGUUCGUUUAGUGAAGCUUUCAGGUCCGUGUUGCUUAACCACCUGCCUUGAAUGGUGGUGUUACGAGAUUCUGAUUCUUCUUACCGGUCGUCUUCCCAAUGCCAAACAAGCCGUUGGGACCAUAGCUAUAGUAUUAAACUUCGAUUAUUUGCUUUAUUCUGUUAUGUUAUCGUUAGCCACGUGUGCGUCGGCGCGUGUAUCGAACGAGCUAGGUGGGAACCGUGGGGCGGAGGCGAGGUGGUCGGCGGGGGUGUCGGUGGUGGGGAGCGUGGUGUUUGGGUUGAUGGGGGCAGCGGCGAUGGUGGCUGGGAGAGGGGAAUGGGGGAGGAUAUUUACUAGAGAUGAAGAGGUGGUGAGAAUGGUGAGGAAGAUGCUGGUUUUGAUGGCGGCGAUUGAGGUGGUAAAUUUUCCGGUGGCGGUUUGCGGCGGAGUAGUGAGAGGAGUGGGGAAGCCGUUGAUGGGGUUGGGUGCGAGUGUUGGUGGGUUUUAUGGAGUGGCUUUGCCUUUGGGGGUGGUGUUGGGGUUUAAAGUUGGGGUUGGGCUUAGUGGGUUGUUGAUUGGGUUUUUGGUUGGGAUGUUUGGGUGUUUGGUUUUGUUAAUGGUGUUUGUUGGGAGGAUUGAUUGGGGAAAGGAAGCUCAAAGGGCUCAACUUAUGGUUAAGGAUGGAGAGAUUGCUGUUGUCGAUGAUUUUAAAAUAUGAUGCCUUAAUCUUCAAAUAAGGACAGAAACUUCCUA
Messenger RNA from Benincasa hispida (wax gourd), 1687 nucleotides. RefSeq names its product MATE efflux family protein. The record is from RefSeq and is a predicted model, not a curated record. Gene Ontology annotation, molecular function: antiporter activity; xenobiotic transmembrane transporter activity. Gene Ontology annotation, biological process: xenobiotic detoxification by transmembrane export across the plasma membrane. Gene Ontology annotation, cellular component: membrane. Lineage: Eukaryota; Viridiplantae; Streptophyta; Magnoliopsida; Cucurbitales; Cucurbitaceae.